UAGAAGGAAGGCUCCUCCGAGUCAGAGUGAUCUCAUCACCUUCCCAGAGCUCGGCUAGUCCAGCUCGGAUCCCAGUCAUGAGGUGGCUGCCCAGUGGGCAGAGAGGCUUAAGGAACUGUCUGGGAAGCCACAGAAGCCACGGUGAAAAGGGAAGAGGCUGAGGACCCUCACAGGACACAAUGGACAAGUUUCGGAUGAUCUUUCAGUUUUUGCAGUCCAAUCAAGAGUCCUUCAUGAACGGCAUCUGCGGCAUCAUGGCGCUGGCCAGUGCCCAGAUGUAUUCUGCCUUUGACUUCAACUGCCCCUGUUUGCCGGGCUACAAUAUGGCCUACAGCAUGGGCAUCCUGCUGACGCCUCCUCUGGUGCUUUUCCUGCUUGGCCUAGUCAUGAAUAACAAUGUAUCCAUGCUAGCUGAAGAGUGGAAGCGCCCUGCCGGCCGUCGGGCCAAGGACCCAGCCGUGCUACGCUACAUGUUCUGUUCCAUGGCCCAGCGAGCUCUCAUCGCACCUGUCGUCUGGGUGGCCGUCACACUGCUGGAUGGCAAGUGCUUUCUCUGUGCCUUCUGCACAGCGGUGCCAGUGGCCACACUAGGCAAUGGCAGCCUGGUGCCCGGCCUGCCUGCGACAGAACUGGCUCGCCUGCUGGCUCGCGUACCCUGCCCUGAGAUCUAUGACGGGAACUGGCUGCUGGCCCGAGAGGUGGCCGUGCGGUAUUUGCGCUGCAUCUCUCAGGCACUGGGCUGGUCCUUUGUGCUGCUGACCACGUUGCUGGCAUUCGUGGUGCGCUCUGUGCGGCCCUGCUUCACCCAGGCCGCCUUCCUCAAGAGCAAGUACUGGUCGCACUACAUCGACAUCGAGCGUAAGCUCUUUGAUGAGACCUGCACAGAGCACGCCAAGGCCUUUGCAAAGGUAUGUAUCCAACAGUUCUUUGAAGCCAUGAACCAUGACCUGGAACUGGGUCACACCCACGGAGUGCUGGCCUCGGCCACGGCCACAGCCACAACCACGGAGGCUGCCCAGAGCCCCUCUGACAGGACGGAGGAAGAGAAGGAGAAGCUGCGUGGUAUCACUGACCAAGGCACCAUGAACAAGCUGCUCACAAGCUGGCACGAAUGCAAACCUCCACUGCGCCUGGGCCAGGAGGCACCACUGAUGGGCAAUGGCUGGGUUGGGAGUGAGCCCCGGCCUCCACGCAAGGAAGUGGCCACCUACUUCAGCAAAGUGUGAGCUGUCACUGACUGCAGAGGCAGGAGCAGAGAUCUGAACCCACAGCCCUUUGCCCCUCAACGUCGACAGAAAACCAAUUCUGAGGCCCAGCUCCAAGUCCAGGCAUUGACUGCUGCCGCGAAAAAGGAAACCUAGAGCUGAAGGACCUUUACCUCCCUAGCUGUGAUGCUGCCCUGGGUGACCUGGGAGCAGUGUCACCCUGUGCCUCACCUCCUGCUGUUGCAGUAUUGCAAGUGUUCAGAUCUGGGGAUGGGAGCAGGAUGCAUAGUGCCAGGACUGGUCCCCGAGUCCCUUACCCAGCCUCCCUGUGAUGCUCUUCCUUCCAUCCCAGCUCGCUGUCCCCACUUAGGCUUCCAAAGGCCACACCCCAGCACUUCCUCUUGUUCUAGACUUCUCUCGUGCUCCGGCUCAAGGAUCCGAGGGCAAGCAGCCCUCUCAUAAUCUUAGCCAGUUUCUUGGGUAGGAUAGAAUGGGCUAAAUGUCACACACUCAGCUGGCGUGACACACCAGAGUGACACGUGAUAAGAUGCCGAGACCUAGGACCAUAUGAGGGAGGCCACGGUGUGCGCCAUUAGACAGCUUUUGAGAUAGACUCCGUGUUUACCUCACACCAAGUUCCAAAUUAACAUCCUCACACAAGGUUAGGGAAGCAGACCAUCAUGGGGCUUGCGAGCUAGAAAUGGAAUCUGAGGAACUCUUAUUUUCUCAUAGGCUCCCUCAGGAACUUGCCCUGAGGUGUGGUGAAGAUGAGGGUGUUGCCUAAGAGGGGAAGUAAAGACUAGGGUGGGAUAAAGCUGGGUUAAAUGCUGGUUCUAGCAUUUGCAAAGAGUGUCCCUGGGCCAAGCGCCCCAUUUUCUGGGUUUCAGUUUUCUCAUUUGCGCAAGAGGGAGAGGGCCAUCUACCUCAUGGGUUCCCCAGGCAUAAACUCACGCUGCACAUAGCAGACAUCUGGGGCAGUGUGGUUAAUGUGCAUGUUCAUCUCUGAGGCCCUGGGCUGCUUGCUUUCCCCUCCCCUGACCCCAACCAAGGGACAGGAAUCUUGUCCAAGCAAAGGAGACAGAGGUGCACGCUCCCAUCUUUCAGUCUCAGCCCUGUCCACCUCAGAGCUCACUCUGACCUUCCUGUUUUCAUUUUCCCUCUUCCUUCCACCAUCCUUCCACUCUUAGGUGGAGCCCUGGGGCCAGGGUGGCAGGGAAGAGACAGUGGAACUUGACUCCAGCCCUGAAUGAAGGGACCAGAUGAACACAGACCGAGUAGGCAUUGGUGUGCAGAGGCUUCCGCUCGGGACAGAAUGCCAGAAAGUGCUUGGAGAAACAAAUGUGAGAGAAAGCUUUGGGGAGACCUGGGCUUCCAACACCAGAGUGGUGGGAGCUAAGGCUAGCCCCCAACCUGUAGAGCGCUCGUGGAAGAGCAAGGAUAAAGAAAUAACGAUUCCUCUCCAUCCCCGCCACACAGACAAGCCAGACUCGGGGGAGUUCAGCUUGCCACAGGAUGUGAGUUCCACUGUCACAGCCCUGAAGAGCUGAUGGCCCUGGGGCUAUCUCUCUGAAUCCUAGGUGCCACUGGGUUCAUCUUGGCACUCUCCCCAUCAGCGUACCUGACUCUCCAGUCUUGCUUGUGAGCUCCCAGAGAUAGGAGCUCAUGAGCACUCCAGGGACAGGCAGAGCAGCUUAGAAAGUUUCUAUUUUCU
Messenger RNA from Myodes glareolus (Bank vole), 2916 nucleotides. It is a transcript of the gene Calhm1, whose product is annotated as calcium homeostasis modulator 1. Gene Ontology annotation, molecular function: monoatomic cation channel activity. Gene Ontology annotation, cellular component: plasma membrane. Lineage: Eukaryota; Metazoa; Chordata; Mammalia; Rodentia; Cricetidae. The record is from RefSeq and is a predicted model, not a curated record.